AUGUCACGACCUGCAGGCCGCACCGACUGGGCGGAAGAAGACGACGAGGAGUCCCUCACCUCCCUCCCACCCAACCAAGUCAUCAAGAACAAGGACGGAACCGAAACAGUCAUCUCCUACCGUAUUGAGGAUGGCAAGAAGAUCAAGACCACCCGCCGCAUCAAGAAGACCGUCGUCAAGCAAGUCGUAAACCCACGUGUCGCCGAACGAAAGCAAUGGGCCAAGUUUGGUCAAGAAAAGGGCAAGCCACCCGGCCCACAAACAGAUACCGUCUCCGUGGCCGAGAACAUUGUGUUCAGACCAGUAUCGAACUGGAAAGCAAGCACCGAGGACAAGGGCGACGAAGCGAAGAAGAAAGCCGAGCUCAAGAACGCAAAGAUCAAGUGUCGUAUUUGCCAGGGCGACCAUUUCACGACAAAAUGUCCGUUCAAGGAUACCAUGGCUCCCGAGGGCGAUGUUGCGCCUGCAGACAUGCCCGACGAUGCGCCCGGCGUUGGUGCAUCAGGAGGUCUUGGUGCUGGAUCUGGAGGAUACGUGCCACCACAUCUGCGUGGACGUGGUGGUGCUGGCGAGAAGAUGGGCGGCAAGUUUGAUCGUGACGACAGCGCCACCCUUCGUGUCACCAACGUUUCCGAGUUUGCUGAGGAGCAAGAUUUGCGCGACAUGUUCUCAAGAUAUGGACAUGUUACCAGGGUCUUCUUGGCCAAGGACAGGGAAACUGGUCGUGCCAAGGGUUUCGCCUUUGUCAGCUAUGCAGACCGAUCAGAUGCUGCAAAGGCGUGCGAGAAGAUGGACGGAUUCGGUUUCGGUCAUCUUAUCCUUCGUGUCGAGUUUGCUAAGAAGGCUUAA
Molecule: messenger RNA, 849 nt
Organism: Bipolaris zeicola 26-R-13
Lineage: Eukaryota; Fungi; Ascomycota; Dothideomycetes; Pleosporales; Pleosporaceae
Exons: 3
Coding region: 1-849 (282 amino acids)
Cellular component (GO): eukaryotic translation initiation factor 3 complex; cytoplasm
Molecular function (GO): RNA binding; translation initiation factor activity
Source: RefSeq, a predicted model, not a curated record